Symbiodinium necroappetens is the source of this 684-nucleotide messenger RNA. NCBI's taxonomy places the organism in Eukaryota, Dinophyceae, Suessiales, Symbiodiniaceae. The record is from the annotation of a GenBank genome assembly.
AUGGACACCGAUAUUUGGAAGCCUUCAAUCGUGGGACUAGACAAGGAAGAGCUCAGCAAACUUUCCUUGCUCUGCAUGAGAGCUGAGCUACAGAGUCACUACAAGCUGCGACGGCAAGACGACCCGGACUGGUCCAAGAAGGGCUCCGAGGUCUGGAAUAUCACGCUUACGAUGCUUUCGGAGAAGCAGUUGAAGGCCAAAGCGGCCGAAACUCACGGACUGCUUGCAUUUGUGUGCGAGAUGUUGAACAAGUACAAGCAUCGGCUGUCGACCAGCAGCAACGAGCAGGACCAGCUUUUUUUUGAUCUGGCGAGACACGCCGGGCACAGUGCCCUGGCUUUCGAUGCUGUCAUGGCCAAACAUGGACGAGAUAUCAGUGCAGGCAUUGCUGGGGAGAUGCUGAUGCACUACGACCGCUUCAUCGUGCUGUGCAAUCGAGCUGGCUAUCCGCUGCUUCCGAAAGCCCAUCUCAUGUACCACUGCAUCCAAAGGGCUGUCUUUCAAGGCAACCCACGGACAUACACGACUUACAAGGACGAAAGUUACAAUGGGGCGAUAGCUCGAGUCUGUAGAUCGGUGCACCGGCACAACUGGGCUUAUUGUGUCUACCGAAAACUUCAGAUUUUGGAGGCCGUGAGGGCCGAUUCUCAGACUGGCGAUGGCAUGGAUUGCUCUGGAGGCACG